Messenger RNA from Catharus ustulatus (Swainson's thrush), 378 nucleotides. It is a transcript of the gene WDR83OS, whose product is annotated as WD repeat domain 83 opposite strand. Gene Ontology annotation, biological process: protein insertion into ER membrane. Lineage: Eukaryota; Metazoa; Chordata; Aves; Passeriformes; Turdidae. Gene Ontology annotation, cellular component: endoplasmic reticulum membrane. The coding region runs from base 26 to 331 and encodes 101 amino acids. Gene Ontology annotation, molecular function: protein folding chaperone. The record is from RefSeq and is a predicted model, not a curated record. The transcript has 4 exons.
AGGCGGCGGCGGCGGCGGCGGGGCCAUGGCGGACCCGCGGAGACCCGGCAAGGUGGCGCGGUACAAGCCCCCGGCCACCGAGACCAACCCGGCGCUGGAGGACCCGACCCCCGACUACAUGAACCUGCUGGGGAUGGUGUUCAGCAUGUGCGGGCUCAUGCUCAAGCUCAAGUGGUGCGCCUGGAUCGCCGUUUACUGCUCCUUCAUCAGCUUCGCCAACUCGCGCAGCUCCGAGGACACCAAGCAGAUGAUGAGCAGCUUCAUGCUCUCCAUCUCGGCCGUGGUCAUGUCGUACCUGCAGAACCCCCAGCCCAUGUCCCCGCCGUGGUGACGGGUUUGGGGGUCCCUCGGUGGGGGCAAUAAAGGGGGGUCGUGGCA